GUUGUUUGGUCAUUGAUUAGCAGAUUCUUACCUUUAUUUGUUUUAAAGGUGUUGGACUAUGAAAAGAUUUACGAGAAAAUGCAUAAACCCGCGUUCAUUUUUGAUGGACGUCUUAUUCUUGAUGCCGAAAGAUUGAAAUCCAUAGGAUUUCGUGUACACACCAUUGGAAAAGCAUCCAUCUAA
Acaulospora morrowiae is the source of this 183-nucleotide messenger RNA. The record is from the annotation of a GenBank genome assembly. NCBI's taxonomy places the organism in Eukaryota, Fungi, Glomeromycota, Glomeromycetes, Diversisporales, Acaulosporaceae.